This is a messenger RNA of Scedosporium apiospermum, 837 nucleotides long. RefSeq lists its product as uncharacterized. Gene Ontology annotation, molecular function: RNA polymerase I cis-regulatory region sequence-specific DNA binding. The record is from RefSeq and is a predicted model, not a curated record. The coding region runs from base 1 to 837 and encodes 278 amino acids. NCBI's taxonomy places the organism in Eukaryota, Fungi, Ascomycota, Sordariomycetes, Microascales, Microascaceae. Gene Ontology annotation, biological process: transcription initiation at RNA polymerase I promoter; nucleolar large rRNA transcription by RNA polymerase I. The transcript has 4 exons. Gene Ontology annotation, cellular component: nucleus; RNA polymerase I upstream activating factor complex.
AUGUCUACUCCUUUGACCCCCGAAGAGGAGACCAAGUACACCUCCAUCAUCGACGCCAUUCUCGCGACUGCCGACCUCAACACCGUCACGCGCAAGAAGAUUCGCCUCGGCCUGGAGAGGGCCUUGGGUGGUAAGGAUCUGAGCGAGCAAAAGGAGGCGAUCAAGAGACUUAUUGAGGCUCGAUUCGAUGCCAUCUCCGGAGCGUCCCAGGACAUUGUGAUCCCCCCUCCCUCCUCCCUUCCCGAUGCCAACCACCAAUCUCCCAAGCGCCAAGCCAACGGCCGCUCCGUCUCCGCCGACGAUACCCAAGGCGAGAUAGAAGUGUCCACGACCGUCGAGCCCGCCCGCAAGAAGCAAAAGCGAGACCCAUCCCUCGACGCCGACGCGAAACUUGCCGCCGAGCUGCAGGCCCAAGAGAACAGGCUGGCGAGAGCUAGGACCACUCGCGGUGGUGGAAGCGCUACCCGCGUGGUCAAGAAGAAGAAGAAGGCUCCCAAGAAGAAGAGCGAGAAAAAGGUGCGCGCCGACGACGAUAGCGACGUGGAAGGGAGCGAAGAUUCGGGUCCUCCUAAGCGCAAAGCUGGAGGCGGCUUCCAAAAGCCAUUUAACCUUAGCCACCACCUUGCCGAGCUGUGUGGUGAAACUCAGCUCUCGCGACCCCAGGUCGUCAAGAAGCUCUGGGAACACAUCAAGGCCAAUGACCUGCAAGACCCCAAGGAUAAACGACAAAUCAUUUGCGAUGAAAAGAUGAUGGCCGUCUUUAAGCAGUCCAAGGUUGACAUGUUCCAGAUGAACAAGCACAUCGGAAAUCACCUAUACCCCGUUGAAGAGGAGUGA